Iphiclides podalirius (scarce swallowtail) is the source of this 2706-nucleotide messenger RNA. Lineage: Eukaryota; Metazoa; Arthropoda; Insecta; Lepidoptera; Papilionidae. The record is from the annotation of a GenBank genome assembly.
AUGAGAUCGUUCGUGCUGCACUUUGGUGUGCUGUUAUUCAUCAUUGACGUAAGAAUUAAUGCGUUUGCGAUAAGAAAACCUUACAACGCAUCCUACAUCGUCCCCCAGGACCUAUCAGCCGAGGAAAGUUUACAGUUGGAAGUCAAACAUGAUCUUAAAAGGCCCAACGGCAUAGACGGAGAUAUAUCAAAUAAAAAUAAUGAUCUUUCGACUGUUAACAACGUCAGUGUAAAAGACACCAUGUCAUCCGCUGUUCCCCAAAUCGCGACUACAACGGAGCUUAUUGAUAGAAGUUCCGCGAAGGAGGCUUCUGCGGAAAUGGAAAAAAUCAUUAAAUCACAAGAACCAUUUUUAGCACAAUCGUUAAAAAUAUCAAAAAGCUCAAUUGCAACCAAUAUUAAUACAAAUUUGAAACCUGACCAAGCUAGUGAUAUGGAUAAGUCUAUGACAGUUACCUUAGAAAAUAUUAAAGCUAAAACAGUAUUAAGUGAUAUAACAAACUCCGGUACAACAAGUGUUGUCACCGAUAACACGAAAGUGCCAACUACCAACACGGUAUCCCAGAAAACGGUUCAACCAACUGUUUCUAUCAGCGAGUAUUCUAAUGACACAAAUACUAAUUUACCGCCUUGGAAAAGAUACACGAUCGAAACAACAACUGAAAAUUUCGUUUAUGAAUCCACUACAGAUGGUGAUAACACAACACAAACAAUAGAAAUUAAUUUACAGGAGCGAAUAAGACCCAAUUUUGCAGAGGACGUGAGAUCACAAAGCUAUUUAGAUGAAGAUGCUAUUAAAGAAGUGUUACUGCAAGAGACUUCGCUUAAGAAUAAUGAAGAAAUUUCAGAACAAAAUCGUGAAGAGAUAUUCAAUAAUACCGAUACCACGUUCGCCACUAUAGAACCGUAUAAUACGGAAAUUUCAAUUCACGAUACAGAAUCAACAUUUCAAACAGACGUCACUAGUACUGAUAUAUCAGUCAGUGGUAAGUCGCAUAAGGAUAAGGCUAAAAGUACAAAAGUGUAUGCAGUCAAUCCGAAUUACAAGCCAAUGAAAAAAAUUGAAGUCCAACCUCCCAAGUCAUUAGUGAGAGAUCCAGACGACAAUAGCUGGAGAAAUGAGAGUAUAAGUUCACUGGGGAUCGUUUUCAAACCAAAGAACUCUUCGAAACCUUUCACUCAAGUCUUAAAGAAUAAGACAGAGACAGAAUGGAGCAAUAUAUUGAGUAGAGAUAGCAAAAAUGAUCUGCCUGAUCUGAGAGAAAGACUGGAGAAAAUAGCCCAGAGAAGGAAGUCGAAGAAGAAGAAGGCAGAUGUGUUUGGCAAUAUUAUUUAUACUGACUACGAGGAAAAUAACAGUUCAGAGGAAAUAACAAAUACUGAAAGUACUGACGUCACUACUACAACGAUAAGCACUGAAGAGGUUACUACGUCCACGGAAAGUACACUCUCAACUCUAUCUAUAGUCACAUCGCCAAUAAUAUCGAGCACUGUAACAACCGAUACAAUUACCACCACACAAUCGGUCGAAACAAAUAAGACAGAGAUGACUAUGACUCAACCUAUGACUUCCACUAAUAAUCUUAAUUUGUCCCAAAGCAAUGUACCAAAAAAGAUAAAGUUUCAGCCUUUUACCACAGAAAAAGGGAAGAAAUUUUUCAAUGUGUUCGAUUACUAUGAUAGUUCGGAUGACGAUGAAAAUGAAUAUGUGGAAUUAGCGAAAUUGGAGCUUAAAAAAUUUACCGUUCCGCUACAUAAGUCAGAAACACCUUUAACAACAUCAUCACCUCAGGCAUAUCAAUAUACUAAACCUUUACGUCAAUAUUUACCUGAUAGGCAACCAACUAUUCAAUAUUUCCCUCCGCUAAAUGCAAAUCAACCAAAACCUAAUAGAUUCGAUAACGACUUUGAAAAGAAAGUCAAGUUCAAUAUGAAGAAAGCUUCUCCGAAGCGUAUAGUUUCUCUCACAAACGCACCGGACACACCUUUGGGUAAAUAUCACUCACGAUAUCCGGAAGAACAAAGCACCAUAAAACCCGAUCACGCUUUAUUUCCCGUCGAGUUGCGAACAAUGUACAAGUCAAAUGAAUUCACAAGGAACCUUUACCAAUCCACUCCGCCACAGAUAACAACGGAACAGAACAAUGGAUAUGGAGUGGUUGAUCACAACGGUGGCUUCAACCGUGCCACAUACGUAAUAAAAAAUUACAGAGAUUUCCUCGAACAGGCCGCCAAAGACUAUGAUUACGAGAGGGACGUAGAUUUCGCACCUUACACGGAACCGCCGUUGCGGGGAUUGACGAUGAGCGAUCUGAUUGUGCAACGGAAAGACGGAGCCAAGUCGAACGCGAACUUCAACUACGAUUAUGACGCCAAGUUCCGGAAGGAUGUCCUACAGAGAUUCGUCGAUAAUUUCAACCAUAACGAGGCACGAUACAACACCGAUUUCCCGGUUUUGUACAAUAACAGUGUUAUGCACGUAAACUUGGCGGGAAACGGCGAGGCCGCUGCGUCGUCUAGAGCGUUUCUAAAGGGGCUGUACAACCCGUCGGACAGCAAGCUCGGGUACGCUCGCAGGGCGUACCCAAACGACGACCCCAACUGCGACAACGGAACGGUGGAACUUUCCCCUGCCUACGAACUCCAUUAUUACGUACCGGACCAGGAAGAGAAGGAGGAGGUCGAACCGAAACCGCCCGGUUUGCGU